AUGAACAAUGAUUAUGUGGUUCAUGAAGCACCAGAAUAUCCUGAUCAUUCAUCAUUACAAACAAGAAAAAAAAAGACAAAAAUAAAACAGGAAUCUUUGGGGGCAAUAGCGUAUGAGCAAAAACUGGUAAAAAAAUCGGAACAUAUGAAAAAAUGUCUAUGGGUUAAUUGGUUAAAUAGAUUAGAAAUGGACUGGAGGAAUUUCCACUAUUCCUUAUUAGAGAAAAAAGAAAAUUGGUUAAGAGAAAAAGAAAACGAUUGGGAAGUUUUAGUUAAAUAUAUCGAAAGUAGAUGGAACCGGCAUGAUGAACUUAUGAAUUUAUCAUAUAAAUAUUAUAUUUUGAAAAUAUCAGUAACAUGGAACGAAAAUCAAUGGGAGGAAUGGAUUAGAUCUGAAGCAAAACAUUUAAUCCAAAUAGAAUGGGAAAAUUUUGUAUAUGAAAAUGAGUAUUAUUUAGACUUAUGGAUUUUUAAUAAUUGGACUCAGUGGAAAGAUGAAAAAAUUAUGUCAUGGCAAAUGCAAAACUGGAAACUUAAUGAAGAUAAAUAUUGGGCAAAAAUGGCAAAACAUAAAUGGUCCAAAUCGCUAUUUAGUAAAAUUAAAUCAAAUUUAAUUGAAUGGAACAAAAGGAAGAGAACAGAAAAGAAACAAUGGGAAAAAUGGGUUCAUAAAAAACAAAACUUUUAUAUGAAUAAUAAUGAAUGGGAUAUAUGGAUACAAUGGAAAGAACACAAAAUGUUUUUGCUUAAUGAAUUAAAGGAGUCCCUUGUUAAAAAGUGGAUGGAUGAGAAAAAGUGGAUUACCUUAAUUGAAGAAAGACCUAAUAUAAAUUUACAAAAUAACAAACAUGUAUUUGAUAAUGAUAAUAAUUUUGUAAGAAUAGAUUCUGAUGUUUCAUAA
Plasmodium malariae is the source of this 900-nucleotide messenger RNA. Its product is annotated as tryptophan-rich antigen. The transcript has 2 exons. The coding region runs from base 1 to 900 and encodes 299 amino acids. Lineage: Eukaryota; Apicomplexa; Aconoidasida; Haemosporida; Plasmodiidae. The record is from RefSeq and is a predicted model, not a curated record.